Molecule: messenger RNA, 1134 nt
Organism: Amaranthus tricolor (Joseph's coat)
Lineage: Eukaryota; Viridiplantae; Streptophyta; Magnoliopsida; Caryophyllales; Amaranthaceae
Product: LOB domain-containing protein 19-like
Exons: 2
Coding region: 22-759 (245 amino acids)
Biological process (GO): hormone-mediated signaling pathway; positive regulation of DNA-templated transcription
Cellular component (GO): nucleus
Source: RefSeq, a predicted model, not a curated record
AUUUCUAUCCCUUUCACAGAAAUGAGUAAUAACCAAAACAAUCAACAAUGGCAAGGAUUAGGAAAUAGGAACAACAAUAAUCACGGUCAUGUGGGAGGAGGAGGAGGGCCAUGUGGGGCAUGCAAGUACCUAAGAAGAAAGUGUAUUGAAGGGUGUGUGUUUGCCCCUUAUUUUGAUUCAGAGCAAGGCACGGCUCAUUUUGCGGCCGUACACAAGGUAUUUGGCGCUAGUAACGCCUCUAAGCUCCUCCUCCGCAUCCCCGCUCAUCGACGCCUUGACGCGGUUGUUACGUUAUGCUAUGAGGCCUUGUCUAGGGUUCGUGAUCCUAUCUAUGGCUGCGUUUCUCAUAUCUUCACUCUUCAACAACAGAUUAUUAAUAUGCAAGCAGAAUUAGCCUUUGUACAUGCCAGGCUUGCAUCCUUACGCCGCCUUCCGCCCACAUUCUCCACAAUGGAUCACACACCGAGUUCAUGUUGCAUUGAUCAAUUCUCGGUUGCAAGCACCACCACCACCACUGCGCCCAUUCCCAUGCCUACAUUUGACAGCAACUUCCCCCUACAUUCAGUAUGUUCCUUAGAAUCGUCGUUAGCAGCAGAAGGACCCAAUAUAACAGCAGCAGAAUUGCCCAGUUUUUGUAACAUAACUGAUACUUAUCAACAAGAUGAUAUGAUUUUUGAGGAUGGUGAUCUACAAACAUUAACCCGCGAAUUUGUAUCGAAGUUCCUUCCUGGAGUCAAGCUCAAGUCAGAGCCAAACUAACUAAGAUUAACUUGGAUAGUUACUAUUUAAAGCGUCUCCGAAGAGACAAUUUGAUUAGUUAUUAUUGAUUCUAAGAUUUAGCUGAAUGUUCUUCAUUAUUUUUGAGGGUUAUUAUUAUAUUAUUAUUAUCUUCUGCUAAUCUUUUGUAACACCAGUAUAGUGAUCUGCUGUCUAAUUUGAUGUGUUCUCCUAGUCACAAACUUGGUCAAAAGGUUCUACUUGAAUGGCUUAAUAGACACUCGGUAGAGUCUUUUGUGGGCUUAAAUAAGUGUAUUUUCAUCGUUUGUAUUUUGGGCUGUAAUGUGGACCUAUUUGAUCUGGUGUAGAAGCAAGAAAUGUUGGCCCGUUUCAUAAACUUAAAUGAAUUGAUGUUUU